Messenger RNA from Populus nigra (black poplar), 1386 nucleotides. RefSeq lists its product as uncharacterized. Bases 1 to 1386 code for a protein of 461 amino acids. The transcript has 3 exons. NCBI's taxonomy places the organism in Eukaryota, Viridiplantae, Streptophyta, Magnoliopsida, Malpighiales, Salicaceae. The record is from RefSeq and is a predicted model, not a curated record.
AUGUCUAGCCAGACGUUGAUCAGUCCAGAAACAGCUGAGCCCAAGGGCCGAGCAGUGGGAGGCACCGAGCACAGCUGGUGCCGAGCGGUGCCCGGUGGCACUGGCAUAGCCGUCUUGGCCAUCCUCACAUCUAAGCUCCCUCGAAACUCGGGUCUAGAGAAUGCUCUCCACAAACUCCAAAAUUCUCAUCCAAUCCUUAGGUCAAGACUCCAUUCUGGCAGCAACACGAACACAUUUUCCUUCAUUACAUCUCCCACUCCUUUCAUUAAACUGAAAGCAUUCAACCUCUCGUCGACUUUCAAAAUCCUCGAAAACCCAUUGAACCCAAAAAACCAAUCUCUCUCACCCCUCCAUCUGGUCCUUGAGCAUGAACUUAACCAAAACUCAUGGUAUAACCAUAACAAGGCACCACCUUUCAUUAAUGACAUUCAAGAUAUGUUUUUUGCUACCACCUAUGCCCUCCCUAACGAAAAGUGGGUACUGGUUCUUAGGCUUCAUGCCUCGGCGUGUGACCGAACCACGGCUGUGUCUUUGCUACAGGAACUGGUGGUGCUGGUGAGUGAAGAGGAGAAAGGUGCUCUGCAGCAGGAAAUAGCAAAUGAAGAGGAGGUUACUUCAAGUAUUGAGGAUCUUGUUCCUAAUAAGAAGGCUAAGAAGGGUUUGUGGGAGCGUGGGAUUGACAUGCUUGGUUACUCGGUGAAUUCACUUAGGCUAACAAAUCUGAAAUUCAAGGAUUCAAAGUCACCAAGAUCUUCUCAGGUGGUAAGGUUGCAGCUGAACCAAAAGGACACGGAGAAGAUCAUUGCUGGCUGCAGAUCAAGAGGAAUUAAGCUGUGUGGGGCUUUGGCAAGUGCGGGAUUAAUAGCUGCACGCAAAUCUAAGAGUCGUGUGGAUAAACAAAGAAAGUAUGCAGUCGUCACCUUGACUGACUGCAGAUCAGUUCUUGAUCCAACUCUUUCUAAUCACCAUUUUGGAGGAGAAAAGUUAUGGGAGCUGGCCCAGAAAACGUACGCGGCAUUUGCUAGCUACAAGAAUUGCAACAGGCACUUCUCAGACAUGGCAGAUCUCAACUUCCUUAUGUGCAAGGCCAUUGAUAAUCCUGGCUUGACGCCAUCAUCUUCUCUCAGAACAGCUUUAGUAUCUGUGUUUGAAGAGUCUGUGGUAGAUGAUCAUGCUGCCCUGCAGAAGGAAGUCGGUGUAGAGGAUUACAUGGGGUGUGCCUCUGCUCAUGGUAUAGGGCCUUCCAUUGCAAUUUUUGACACCAUCAGAGAUGGACGGUUGGAUUGUGUCUGUGUGUAUCCAUCACCACUGCAUUCAAGGGAGCAAAUGCAAGAGUUCAUUGACAGCAUGAAGAGUGUUCUUGUGGAGGGCUGCAACCACGUUUAG